AUGCCAGCAGAAAACCGAGGUCCCGAGGUCGCCGGAGUUGCAGGAGCCUUUCUGCUUCUGACCACAGUCUCAAUUGCGCUGCGUUGCUACUGCCGUGCUUUUGUGGUUAAGUCAUUUGGUUGGGACGACAAUGUUGCUAUCAUUGCCUAUAUUUUUUUUGUGUUCUUUGCUGGGUUCGCCAUUACUGGAGUUGAAUAUGGUACUGGGCAACACGCCUCCGUUAUCCCUCCAGCGGACAUUCCUAUCGGAUUAAAGUGGUGGUGGGCCUGUGAGCCUGUUUAUGUCCUAUCUAACAUGGCACUCAAGUUGAGCAUUGGAAUUAUGCUGAUGCGAAUUGCUGUUUCCACGAUGCACAAGGCCAUCAUCUGGACGGUCAUGGUGGUUCACACAGCCUAUGGCAUUUUUUUCUUUUUCCUGUUCGUCCUACAAUGCCGUCCUAGUGCAUACUUCUGGACUCGAUUCACUGGAGGCAAAGGGACAUGUAUCGAUCCGAACAUUACUGUUUCGGCAACAUACGGUUACUCUGCAGUGUCGUGCUGGACCGACUGGACGAUGGCUAUUCUGCCUGUGUUCCUGAUAUGGAAUCUGCAAAUGAAUAUCAGAACGAAAAUCUCAGUUGCCAUGAUCUUGGGGAUGGGAGCGAUUGCUUCUACAGCUACGAUUGUCCGAAUCCCAUAUGUCAAAGGCCUGGCCAAUCAAGAAGACUUCCUCUACGCAACAACCGAUGUAGCUAUUUGGUCGACUGUCGAGACGGGAAUUGGAAUUGCAGCUUCGUCUUUUGCAACACUCCGACCUCUCUUCCGAACGUUCUUUCUACGCAGUCACCUCAUGGGCGGAUCAUCAACACAAGGACCUUCAAGUCCUUGGCCAGCAUCAGGAGCCCACAAAUACGUACGGAGCAAGAGUCGCAGUGAAACCGAGGAGUUCGGACUGAGGAGCGAUAUCGGCAGGAACCACGGCAUUACCACGACAAUCGAAAGUCGUACCGCUGGAGAGACGGAGAAAAACGUCGGUGGCCUGAGCAGGAAAGACAGUUCGAGAGCAUUGAACGGACAAAGCAAGUGGGGGAACAGCGAGACGGUGCUUCGAUUAGGAGAUAGUGGGAGCGAGGAUGGCUUAGAUUGGGAGUCUGGAAUCAGGAAGACGACGAUUUCGACGCAAGUUGCGCAUGUUUGA
Cadophora gregata is the source of this 1176-nucleotide messenger RNA. RefSeq lists its product as uncharacterized. The transcript is spliced from 4 exons. The record is from RefSeq and is a predicted model, not a curated record. The coding region runs from base 1 to 1176 and encodes 391 amino acids. Lineage: Eukaryota; Fungi; Ascomycota; Leotiomycetes; Helotiales; Ploettnerulaceae.